Messenger RNA from Vitis riparia (riverbank grape), 1719 nucleotides. Its product is annotated as BRAP2 RING ZnF UBP domain-containing protein 1. NCBI's taxonomy places the organism in Eukaryota, Viridiplantae, Streptophyta, Magnoliopsida, Vitales, Vitaceae. The coding region runs from base 76 to 1497 and encodes 473 amino acids. The record is from RefSeq and is a predicted model, not a curated record. Gene Ontology annotation, biological process: Ras protein signal transduction; protein ubiquitination. The transcript is spliced from 11 exons. Gene Ontology annotation, molecular function: ubiquitin protein ligase activity; zinc ion binding. Gene Ontology annotation, cellular component: cytoplasm.
ACUUAAAAACCGCCGAGGUCGUUUUAAAACUUCAUUUUGGCGCAACGGAGUUUGUCUUGAUUCAACCCGGGCGCCAUGUUCGCCCUCCGAGUCCACUCAGUGGACGACAACCACCCUCUCUCCAUCUCCUCAAACCCUAACCCUAACUUGGGCGAGCGCAGAGGCAUGGUCCAUCUCUUCCGCAGCCUCUCACUCGCCACCGCCUUGCCACGCACUACCUCUCGAACCACUCUCCUCUUCGUUGUCGCUGUCCCCAACUACCUCUCUUCCGAUGAUUUCAUACGCUUCUGUGGCUCCCACAUCGAUGAGGUCUCUGAGCUCCUCGUCAUCAGAAACGAUGCUGUGGAGGAUCGGUACAGUGUUGUAAUCAAAUUUAUUAAUCAGUUAUAUGCGGAUGCUUUUUAUUGCAUUUUCAAUGGGAAGCGGUUUUCACCUGGGGAGGUAGAUGAGGCUGAGGUAUGCCAUCUUCUGUUUAUGCUAUCAGCAGAAUACACUGAAUCGGCAGACUUCGCCUGUACACCUCCAUCUGGGUUCACAGAGUUACCCACUUGUCCAGUCUGUCUUGAGAGAUUGGACCAAGACACCAGUGGAAUACUGAAUACGCUUUGUGACCACUCAUUUCAAUGUCCUUGCAUUUCAAAAUGGACCAAUUUGUCUUGUCAGGUCUGCCAAUUUUGUCAGCAGCAGGAUGAGAAACCUACAUGCUUUGUUUGUGGAACAUCAGAAAAUCUUUGGGUUUGCAUGAUAUGUGGUUUUGCAGGAUGCGGAAGAUAUAAAGAAGGCCAUGCUAUUAGACACUGGAAAGAUGCGCAUCAUUCCUAUUCCCUUGAUUUAGAAAAACAGCAGGUUUGGGAUUAUGUUGGUGAUAGUUUUGUUCAUCGAUUAAACCAGUCAAAAGCUGAUGGCAAGUUGGCAAUGAUGGACUCUCGCUGUAUGUCAACUGAAGGAGAUUGUGGUACAUACGGGUGUACAGAUGAUUCUGGAAUUAGUACAGCCCUUUUCAGCAGCAAAGUUGAAGCAAUUGUGGAUGAAUACAACCAUCUUCUUGCAACUGAGAUGAAAACUCAAAGACAAUAUUAUGAAUCUCUACUUUUGGAAGCCAAAGCUAAGAGGGAGAGUUCUGUUUUAGAAGCAGUGGAGAAAGCUGUGACUUCGAAAAUGCAGGAUAUCCAGAAUGAACUGGAAAAAUGUUUGGAGGAAAAAAAGGCUGUCUCAGAUAUCAAUCAGAAACUUAUAAAGAACCAAGAUCUUUGUCGGAAAAAGGUCAAGGAAAUUGAAGAGAGGGAAAUUUUGGCAAUAAAGUCUAAGGAUGAAAAGAUACUUGAUUUGGAAGAACAGAUUAGGGAUCUUACAGUUUACAUUGAAGCCCAAAAAACACUCCAUCACAUGACUGAUUCUAAUGACAUCAAGGGGGGAACACUCUUACCAGUACCUUCAAACCAAUCUUCUUCAACCAACACCAAAAGGCACUCAAAAUCAAACCGAAGACGACAUUAGACGGUUCCUCCUCUCUCUCAUAUUGUGUACAGUUAGCAUGAAUGCUUGUUUGGCUAAAGAAUCUGCGGCCCAUGUUAUGUACCCUUAAUAAGGGCAGUCAUUACAUGUUUUUCAGUGAUGUUUUUAAAUGAUAUAUUGCUGUUGGAAAAUUUAGGAAGCAAAAGCACCUUCUUGUUCUUGAAGCAAAAAUCUAGUAUACUAAAGAUGAUGUUACUCGUAUCA